This is a messenger RNA of Morone saxatilis (striped sea-bass), 5884 nucleotides long. RefSeq names its product zinc finger E-box binding homeobox 1b (gene zeb1b). Gene Ontology annotation, biological process: regulation of transcription by RNA polymerase II; anatomical structure development. The record is from RefSeq and is a predicted model, not a curated record. NCBI's taxonomy places the organism in Eukaryota, Metazoa, Chordata, Actinopteri, Moronidae. Gene Ontology annotation, molecular function: DNA-binding transcription factor activity, RNA polymerase II-specific; RNA polymerase II cis-regulatory region sequence-specific DNA binding.
GAGGUGAAAGAGAGGGAGAGGAGGAGGAGGAGGGGGGAGAGGGGGUGAGAGAGGAGGUGACUCUCCGGCAGCAUUUAGACACAACGAAAGGAUCAUGGCGGAUGGCCCCAGGUGUAAGCGCAGAAAGCAGGCGAACCCGAGGAGGAACAACGUGACCAACUACAAUAAUGUGGUGGAGGCCGGCUCAGACUCAGAUGACGAGGACAAGCUGCACAUUGUGGAGGAGGAAGGUAGCCUGGCGGAUGGGGCCGACUGCGACAGCACCCUGCCAGACGACGAGCACCCCAGGGAGCGCUGCUGGGACGGAGUGAAGGAGGAUUGUGUGUCUGACGGCGAGGAUGACGUGAGCACGGACGCCCUCAUGGAGGAGAUGCUCCAGCAAGGGGACACGGCCGUCAUCUACCCAGAAGCCCCCGAGGAUGAGCCUCAACGUCAGGGCACCCCUGACACCGGUGUCCAUGAUGAGAAUGGAACUCCUGAUUCUUUCUCUCAGCUGCUCACCUGCCCGUACUGUGCACGUGGCUACAAGCGUUACAGCUCCCUGAAGGAGCACAUCAAGUACCGGCACGAGAAGACCGAAGAGAGCUUCAGCUGCCCUGAGUGCAGCUACAGCUUCGCGUACCGUGCUCAACUGGAGAGGCAUAUGACGGUCCACAAGGGCGGACGGGAUCAGAGACACAUCACACAGUCGGGAGGCAAUCGUAAAUUCAAGUGCACUGAAUGUGGCAAAGCAUUUAAAUACAAGCACCAUCUGAAGGAGCACCUACGCAUCCACAGCGGAGAGAAACCCUAUGAGUGCUCCAACUGCAAGAAGCUCUCCCACUCAGGCUCAUACAGCUCCCACAUCAGCAGUAAGAAGUGCAUCAGUGUCAUCUCAGUUAACGGCAGAGCACGCUUGGGGAACGCCAAAACCCAGGCCCAGGGUCCAUCACCAGUGCUGCCCACGCCGCCCUCAGUCCUCCGCACCCAGAUUAGAGAGAAGCUGGAGCACAGCAAGCCCCUGCAGGAGCAGCUGCCAUUCAACCAGAUCAAGACUGAGCCUGUGGACUACGAGUACAAGCCGACGGUGAUAACAUCCCCAGCUGUGACCACCAUGAAUGGUGGGAUUUUCAAUGGAGGUGCUGCAGCUCCUCUGCAGGGCACAGUGCAGGCUGUGGUCCUGCCUACCGUGGGGCUGGUGUCGCCCAUUAGCAUCAACCUGGCAGACCUGCAGAACGCUCUCAAAGUGGCGGUGGAUGGUAACGUCAUUCGCCAGGUGCUGGAAAGCAAUGCCAAAGGCCAGGGACAGGUGAACUCGGGGUUAACCACUGGAACUCUCCAUGCCCCUCAGCAGCAACUCAUCUCAGCUAUCAGUUUGCCUAUUGUGGGUCAGGAUGGAAAUGCAAAAAUCAUUAUAAACUACAGUUUGGACCCCAACCAGGGCCAGCUCACAGCCCAAAACCUGAAGAAAGAGCCUAAGCCAAGUUCACCAGCUCAGACCACCACUGACACCUUCAAGUCCCAGAAACUCCCAGAAGAUCUUACCAUCAGAGGCACCAGGCCCAAUGAGACUAAAGAAAAAGAGGAAAAGACCACUAAAACCUGUCUCCUGUGUGAUAACUGUCCUGGUGGGCUGGAAGCACUCCAUGCCCUCAAGCACUGCAAGAAGGAUGGUCUCAGGCUGAACGGAGCAGGCCUGGAUAAGUCUGAGUCUGCUGUCGCUGCCCUGCUGUCAGAAGGAGGACUCUGCAGCCAGCCCAAGAACCUCUUGUCCCUGCUCAAGGCCUACUUUGCCUUAAAUGCAGAACCCACCAAGGAUGAGCUAGCCAAGAUCUCUGACUCAGUCAGCCUGCCAAUCCAUGUGGUUAAGAAGUGGUUUGACAAAAUGCAGGAGGGUCAGAUAUCACUUGGAGCCCCAACACCUCCCUCAGAGGAAGAGGACACCUGUGAGGCUAACAGUGUGGUGUCUCUGGUCCCAGGGAAGGACAUGGCCAAUAUGAGCCCUUCUGUGACCCAGGAUAGCCCUACAGAAGCCACCCCAGCUGAGGUCAACAGCACUCACAGCUCACCGGCCUCCCCCUCACCACUAAACCUGACAGCCGGCGGUCCCGUCCCAGCCCAGCCUUCCCAGAGCACUGAGGGACCCCUAGACCUGUCGCUGCCAAAGCCAGCCAGAGAGGAAGUGGAGAGAGUGGUGGCUAAAGCCCGCAUUUACCCCUCCCCUUCCUCUGGCUCUACCAAUGUGGAUGAACCCCUAAACUUAACUUGCACAAAGAAAGAGACAUCGCCACUCUCAGCCAUGGGCACCAGCCCCAUCGCACUGUACGCCAGCCAGCCAAGUGCCAAACCCCUCGACAUUGUGACCACAAUGCAAUGCCUAAGGGCACUAGCCACUAACAACAAACAGACUAUCCUGAUCCCCCAGCUGGCUUACACCUAUACCACUACAGCAAACAGCCCUGCAGGGACGGAGACGCAGGAAACCAUCCACCUCAACGGAGUGAAGGAGGAGAAGCAGGACACGGGCUCAGAGGGCGUGUCCACUAUGGAGGAGCAGAAUGACUCCGACUCGGGCCCUCAGAGGAAGAAGAUGAAGAAGACGGACAGCGGCAUGUACGCCUGCGACCUGUGCGACAAGAUCUUCCAGAAGAGCAGCUCGCUGCUGAGACACAAAUACGAACACACAGGGAAGCGACCUCACGAGUGCGGCAUCUGCAGCAAGGCCUUCAAACACAAACACCACUUGAUCGAGCACAUGCGGCUCCACUCGGGGGAGAAGCCGUACCAGUGCGACAAGUGCGGCAAGCGCUUCUCCCACUCAGGCUCCUACUCGCAGCACAUGAACCACCGCUACUCCUACUGCAAGAAAGAGACGCAGAGCCAGGGCGGAGGCCGGGAGAGCCCCGAAGAGGACACUGAGGCCCAGGCCGAGAUGGAGGCCCUGAGCCGGGUGCAAAUGCGGCACCUGGCCCCCUCCCUGCUGGACUCGGACGAGCGAGGGAGCAGCACCAGAGAGGAUGAGGAGAGCGAGGAGGAGGAGGAGGAGGAGGAGGAAAGUGCUGUGGACAUGGAUGACAUCCAGGUGGUGCAGAUAGGUGAUGAAGGAGGGGAUGAGGAGGAAGAGGAGGAGGCAGAGAGGAAUGAGGAGGAGAUUGAGAGGGUAUUGGUGGAGGGAGGAGGAGAGGAGGUGAAGACGGAGAUGGAGGUGAGAGAGGAAGAAGAGGAGGCUGACACAAGGCAGGAGGAGGUGCUCGGGAGCAUUCAGGAAGAGGAGGAAGUCCAGAUGGAAGAAGAGGAGGCGAUGGAUAUGGAAGAAGGGGUGACGGAAGAGGGGGAAGCAGAGGGGGAAGUCACAGAGGAGAGCGGAGGCGAAACAAACAGGAACACGGUUUCUGAAGACCAGAGCCAAACGCCGCAGGAUAAAGGAGAUAUUGACUAAAAGAGGAAUCAGACUCCUCCACGUGACACAAUCAGAUUCCUCCUCUCGCCGCACAGAGGAGGAACGCAGGAGAUGAUGUCUGGUCGCUCUGACAGUUCGUUUCAGUUCACUACUGUGUAGAAAUCCAGGUGUGCCUGAAAAAAUACUAGUGACUUUUCCACAGGAGAACAAUUUCUCACUGUUAGAAAAAUCCAUUUGUAAAGAAAAUGAUGAAGACGAACACAAAUUUUAACAAACGAAGGAAAUGCAUUAUACAGACUUUGGAAGCUAGAGCCGACACGUUUUAGAUAAUGUUUUAUUACUAAAACACCGUGGGUCAUUUCUUUUUAUCAGUGUUACUAAUUUUAUCACUCAUAUUUUAACCUUUAAAAGCUGUACAGUUGGGAGAUAUUUCUAUACCUUUUUAUUGCCAAUGAACAAAAAAAAGUCAGUAUUUUAUUAAGUUGGAAGGAAAAUAAGAAAAAUCCUGUGCACUACAAGUGGCUUGGUUUACCUAUUGAGCAGUUGAGUUGUGUUGUCUACCCUUCAGUAUUACCGCACUAGAUAUACCACGCCAUCACGCUUGCAGAUGUGAGCAUAACAUGUCUUUUGAUGUUAUUUUGAUUGGCUUGUGAGCCUUAAGAAGAAAAACAGUGGAGAGAGGACACGUUUUUUCGGUCAUUUAGUUCCUUUUAGACACAAGUUUCUUUACCAAUCAGUGUUUUACAGGAAUAGUUUGACACUUUGGGAAGUAUCGUUAUACCCCUUCUUAGUGAGAGUUGGAUGAGAGGGUCGAUACCUUAUAGCCAGCAGCCACCAGAACAGUGGGGAAACUGCUAGCUAAAGCUAAAUCUUAUGGAAUCCCAUUUCUGCCAAUGUGACAAAAAAGGAUUCUGUUAAUCAUUAUAAUGAGAAACUUUGUCAAUAUUUUGACUUAGUAUCUUAAAAUAAUGACUUUGUAUCAGCAAAGUCAUUACUUCUGUAAAAUCUAAAGCUGCUAAAGCUAACAUUUAGAUAGAUAUUGCUUAUCUACUGCUCCACACUCCAGUCCAGUAGGUGGCGGUAAUGCAUGCCGGACUGUUUCUAACUUCCAGACAGAGCCAGGCUAGCCGUUUUCCCACUUAUAAUUGCUAAGCUAAGCUAACCAUCUUGUGGCUGUAGCUUCAUAUAUACCGGACAGAUACAAGUUUGGUGUAUUUUUGGUGUCCCAAAAUGUGGAACUAUUGCUUUAAAUGUUCAGAGCGAGCAGAAAAGGGGAUGUAGAAAACUGUCUGACCUUCCCUAUACUCACCCCCCCACUCCGAGCCAUAUGCAAAAAAUCUAACUAAAACAAGAGAAACAUGCAUAUCAAAAGUGCCAUUGAAUAUUGCUGUUGCAGUUUAGCAGCUAUGAUCAGGUAUUGCCGGGUCCCAGAUCAACCAAUAAGCCGGAAUACUGUUGACUUUGGCUCGCCACCACACCUGAGAGAGUUUAGCCUACCACCUAUUCAUGUAUCAUAGACUAUAGAUAAGUUGCUUUUCUUUCCAAUCUGAGCGGCUAAAAGAAUUACAAUGCACAUGUUUUCUAAUGGAUGAUGAUGAAGUAUGGUUUCUAAUUGUUAACUGUGUCCUGCCUUUUCAAAGCUUAUUCAGUGCACUUCUUUAACACACCAUGAAACGCUCAGAUGUCUCUUCAGGUAACAAAAUGUAGGCAAAUAUGAAUCCCAGGAGUUUAAUUCAACAAUGUUUUUACCUGUCAGUAUUAUUUUUUUGUCUCUUAUGUUGUUGUACGUUCUGUUUCAGUGUGUGUACUGUAUGUUUUUAAGCAAUGGCAGUAUUAUCCCCACCCCCAAGGAGAUGGGUAUGUCUGUUUAGUCAUAGAGAACUUUUAUAUUUAUGUGUCUUAUUUUUUAUAUUUCUUUAUGGUUAUUUAUUACACUAUGUAGUGUACAAUACUGUAGUUUGUAUUAAUACGAUAAUAUAUUUUAGUAUGGAAAAAAAAGAUUCAAAGGCAAAUAACUACAAGCCUGGAAAAAUGAGACUCCAGCAUACUGAAGUAUGUUUUUCGAACAAACAAAAUGAUGUUUUUCGUUGGGAAAAAAAGAAACUCGCACCCUGCAAGCCUGAAAAUUGGAACCUGUGACCUCUCUGCAUCCAUUCUCAUGUUAGUUUAGUUUUCUUUCCCCUCUCUAAUAUGAAGCUACUGAACUUUUGAAAACUAAUAGUAUGUCUAAUAGCAUGAGUGUGUGCUGUUUUAUUGAAGGAUUAUCCUUAACCACACAAACUGUCCUUUUUGCCAAGCCAAAAUAAUAUUGACGUAUGUUCUUAUGUUUUUAUUUGUGCCAAUUUGUUACUUUAUAUGUCAGUGUCAAGACCACACCCACUUUUAUAUGCCCCUCCCCCUUUAACACCCUCAUCUUUUUUUAUAGUGAUUGUUUUUUGUUUGUUUUCUCUUUUUUUGUUCAUUUUUUAUGACUCCCCAUCUCACAAUAAAAUUCAUCAAUUACAA